Trichoderma virens Gv29-8 is the source of this 1320-nucleotide messenger RNA. RefSeq lists its product as uncharacterized. Bases 1 to 1320 code for a protein of 439 amino acids. The record is from RefSeq and is a predicted model, not a curated record. Gene Ontology annotation, biological process: polyketide metabolic process. Lineage: Eukaryota; Fungi; Ascomycota; Sordariomycetes; Hypocreales; Hypocreaceae. The transcript has 4 exons.
AUGAGUAUCGACGCUGCAAAUUUAAUUAAAGCUGCUGUUCCAGAAGCAGAAGGGCGAAAUGUACGAAUCAUUUCGCAGAAUGUAUCAGAUCACAGAGAUCCCAAUUUUCUUUCCAAAGAUUUUCCGCGACAACCUCCAAAAUUGUACUUAACAGCAGAGAGUGAUGAGUUUGACGCCAUAACUAUCGCCGAAUGGCAAGCUGAAGGAUUUGACGUCGAAUACCUCCCCAUGGGUAAUGGUGGAGAUGAAUACUUGCAAAAGCUUCGAGGACUCCGAGGAAAUGAGAUGGGUUCAUUUGAGACUUUCGGCAUCGUUGCAUACGGCGAUGCUGCGGCCAUGUGCCUCGAGCACUACCAUGUUAUGGAUAAUAAUCCUGAUUUCAAGCUCAAACUACUCAUUGCAUAUUAUCCAACCGCUAUUCCAGAUCCAAAGGGCCAUUUCCCAAGCAAUAUCUCAGCUCUCGUACACUUGAUUGCUGGGGAAGACGUCGGCGUCACAAAGCAGUCACAAAUGAUUGGCAUUCAAGGCAAACGACGUACAACACACAAGACCAUACAACCCGGAAUCGGUACGGGCGGUUUGCUUCGUCUUGCAUAUCCCGGCUAUACCUAUCAGGCACAGCCUGGAUUUGCAGAGCAUGACUUGGAUGAGUAUGAUACGAUAUGUGCGGAUUUGGCAUGGAGUCGCAGUUUGGCUGCGGCAAGGAAGGCAUUUGGACAGACGGUGGACUUGGAGCAAAUUUGGGAGGAAAACCUGCAAGGAAAGUUCUUCACCCACAGCCUUAACCCUACAAUGGCCAGCUACACGACACAUAGGAGUCCGCAUGUGACUUACAUUCCUACCUUGACUGGAGGUAUUGGGGCCGACGAACUCCAGGAAUUUUACUCUCAAUAUUUUGGGAAUCCAAAGUCGCUCAAAUUAACUUUAUUGUCUCGAACUAUUGGAGCCGACCGCAUCGUUGAUGAAAUUCACGUUCGAUUCAAGCACACGCAAGAAAUGCCUUGGAUUCUGCCAGGAGUUCCAGCCACACAAAAGCGGGUUCAAGUUCUUGUGGUUAGCAUUGUUACUAUGAGAGGAGGAAAGUUGUACCAUGAGCAUGUAUACUGGGAUCAAGCUAGUGUCUUGUUCCAAAUCGGAGCCCUAGAUCCUGAUGUUAUACCAGAGGCAGCUCGGAAGAUCGGUAUUAAAAAGUUGCCAAUUGUUGGAAGCGCUGCGGCAUCAAGAGUACUGAAAGGGUGGGAUCCUGAGCAGGAAGGAGAGGCAGACAAUGACUUGAUAUCUGGAUGGCACGAUGGCGAAGGAAAGUCGGAAGAAGGCUAG